CUCGAACACCCCGCAUCGAUUGUAAACAAAGUAGACCAGCUGGUGAGACCCUAAGGCCGCUAUAAAGCUUCCUUCUGUCGAGUGUGAACAAACACAACACUGCCACGCUGCACAAGCUUGACGAGCCCCGGUAAACACGCCAAUGAAGGAGACCGUACUCGUCAGACAAAGUCCAGAUUAAGUUUAUAUUAUCAGGCCGGACAAGAUGGCCGAAGGGGACAACACAGACGACCUCCAGACCCUGAUCCGUGCCGACGACCUGGAGGGCAUUACCGAGGAACCCGUCAGCAGUUGUGUGGCCCACAACCCGCCUUCUCUCUUACAACAAGUACCGUCUGUCUGGUACCUCCCCCUGCAGUGUGCUGCCCUCGUGCUCGUUACAACAGCUCUUGUUGUCCUUCUGCCAGUUUACCUUGAGACCGUCAACGUGGCGGGAGACGCGUACUCUGCCCUCAUCUUCACCUCCGUCUUCACAGCCUUACCCAUCGUCGUCCUGGUACAGAUCCGCUAUAGUUACUUCUGCCAGAUAUCAAGACUGGGUCCUUCAUCGCCCUCGGCCAUACUCAAGACGGGGUUCUUCCACGGCGUCUCCGUCCUGAUGAUCGUCUACGCCCUCGAUAGGAAGAGGGUGGUGUGCCAUGCCCAGGAGCCUCUUAUGGGGCUAAUGGUUAUGUAUAUGAUAAUUAUAUACUUCUUCUAUAAGGGUCCAGGUGAGUGUGUGUGUAAUAGUGAUAAUUAGGGGUUUAUUGAGAUAACUUGGCACCUGAAAAUAUACAGCGAUGAUAAGUGGUGAGGUCAGGGAGUGGGUCACAAAAGCUUACAAUACAAAACAUAAGAAACAUAGAGUCAACAUAUAGAUUAACUGGUCUUGUAAACAUUCUUGUGACCUCAUUGGAUGGCCAUUGCAUUGUACCUGGGUGCUAAUC
Homarus americanus (American lobster) is the source of this 926-nucleotide messenger RNA. RefSeq lists its product as uncharacterized. The record is from RefSeq and is a predicted model, not a curated record. The transcript is spliced from 3 exons. The coding region runs from base 206 to 739 and encodes 177 amino acids. Lineage: Eukaryota; Metazoa; Arthropoda; Malacostraca; Decapoda; Nephropidae.